Drosophila serrata is the source of this 1861-nucleotide messenger RNA. RefSeq names its product alpha/beta hydrolase domain-containing protein 17B. Gene Ontology annotation, molecular function: palmitoyl-(protein) hydrolase activity. The record is from RefSeq and is a predicted model, not a curated record. Gene Ontology annotation, biological process: protein depalmitoylation. Lineage: Eukaryota; Metazoa; Arthropoda; Insecta; Diptera; Drosophilidae. Gene Ontology annotation, cellular component: endosome membrane; plasma membrane.
CUCGUCGUUUCACACUCGGUCACACUUAAAUACCGAAAGUUCCGUUGUUUUUUAGGGCGUUUUUGCCAUCUUGCUUCUUUGUGGUUGUUUGCCUAUCUACAUUUUGCCGUUUUUUGUAAAUGUGAGUGUACCAAAUUUCAGUAACACAAUUUAACAUUUAGGCGUUAUGGUGAAUCUUGUGCACGAAUUAAAAAUGAAAUGUUUGUCUUGUCACCCUGUCGCCUAGCCCAUUGACAAGUUGCACACAAAUAGCUUCAAAUAGCGCAGCUCCGCUACUUCGUUUGUCCUUUGUUGAUAGUAUCGCGCACCGAGAGACGAAACCCAAAGAAAAGAAAAGAGAAUCGAAGAAAAGAAAGAAAACUUGCAUUCCGUUGAAGAGGCAUUCGACACUGAGCAGCUAGCGAGCAUGUUCAGUAUAAGCGAGCUGUGCUGCAUGUUCUGCUGCCCACCAUGCCCCGGCCCCAUUGCGGCCAAACUGGCCUUCCAGCCACCGGAGCCCACGUACAAGCUGACUCCGGCGGACGACACGAACAUUAGGUACAACCUGCAGCUCUUUGACCGCGCCGAGUGGCAGUAUUCCGAGCGGGAGAAAUCGAAAGUAGAGGCCUUCUUUACGCGCACGUCGCGUGGCAACCUGAUUACCUGCAUCUAUGUCAGGUGCAGCAAGAAUGCCAAGUACACGCUGCUCUUCUCCCACGGGAACGCCGUGGACCUUGGACAGAUGAGUAGCUUCUACCUAACCCUCGGCUCGCAGAUCAACUGCAAUAUCUUUGGCUACGACUACUCCGGCUACGGCAUGAGUGGCGGGAAGCCGUCCGAGAAGAAUCUCUAUGCAGACAUAGAGGCGGCCUGGCAGGCGAUGCGAACUCGGUUCAACAUCAGCCCGGAGACAAUAAUCCUGUAUGGUCAAAGCAUUGGCACCGUGCCGACUGUUGAUCUGGCUUCGCGUCACGAAGUCGGAGCUGUGAUACUCCACUCGCCACUGAUGUCGGGCCUGAGAGUCGUGUUUAGAAACACAAAGAGAACCUGGUUCUUCGACGCCUUCCCCAGCAUUGAUAAGGUGGCUAAGGUGAAGGCUCCGGUUCUGGUUAUUCACGGAACCGAUGACGAGGUCAUCGACUUUUCCCAUGGCAUCGGAAUCUACGAGCGGUGUCCUAAGACAGUGGAGCCGUUCUGGGUGGAGGGCGCCGGACAUAACGAUGUUGAACUGCAUCCGCAUUAUUACGAGCGACUUCGCAAAUUCCUGUCGGUGGAGCUCGUCAAAUGACAAUUAAAGAAUAAUGUCGAUGGAGGCGUUAGCGACACUACUUCCGGUGUAAUAACCAAUUCGAACCCUGCCGCAGCUAGUGUGUCCCUAAGUUCAAAGCAUCCAAAUCCUGCAGCGGCUGCAAGCGGAGGCGGAGGCGAGACAAGUAAAAAAAAUGUGGAAGCAAAUAACAAACGGAUUGAAAACGAUGGUUUGUAAAUGAAACAUAUAUUAUCUAGCAGCUCACAUCAAUACAUACAUUCGAGAAUUGCAUUUUAACAAAGAUUAUACACAUAAAUAUAUAUAUAUAUAUAUGAAUACAUAUAUAUAACAGUUAGUUGUGAGGAGGUUUGUACCAAGAUCCCCAUAUAUAUAUUUACAGCAUUGUGAUCCUGGUCCCCGUAUUAAUUCAAUAAGCCUAGGUCAUAUCAUCUAACUUAAACUUGUAAAUGAUAUUUCAUAACAUAAUAUUCGGUAGAAAAAAUCAAAACAAGUAACAAAAACAAACUACAUUCGGUUUGAAAAUGAAUAUUCAGCAAUACGCUUCAUCAGUAAUAUGGUUUUAAUAUGUAAGGACAAAAAGUUUGAAUAAAGCAAUCUUUUGAUACUUUGAAA